UGACGCCAAGCGCCAGAGUGGAGGGUAGCCGUCAAAAGCCCAGUCCUGGGCUGAGAGGCAUCCGCAGAGGCGGAGGUCCUGCCGGCUGGCCCCAGGAUGGACUCGCGGGUGUCCGAGCUGUUUGGGGGUUGCUGCCGGCCCGUGGGGGGCGGCAAUGGGGGUGCCCUGCGAGGCCGCGGCGGAGGCGGAGGCGGUGGUUCUUCCAAGGGGAGGAAGAAGAACGGGAGAUACCGAGGUGGCAAGGCCAACAACCCGCCCUACCUUCCUCCGGAGGCAGAAGAUGGGAACAUAGAAUACAAGCUGAAGUUAGUUAAUCCAUCUCAGUACCGCUUUGAACAUCUAGUAACGCAAAUGAAGUGGCGACUACAAGAAGGCCGUGGUGAGGCUGUGUACCAGAUUGGUGUAGAGGACAACGGGCUGCUUGUUGGACUGUCUGAAGAAGAAAUGCACGCCUCUCUUAAAACACUACGGCGGAUGGCCGAGAAAGUGGGAGCUGACAUCACUGUUCUUCGAGAAAGAGAAGUGGAUUAUGACAGUGACAUUCCUAGGAAGAUAACAGAAGUUCUUGUCCGAAAGGUCCCAGAUAACCAACAGUUUCUAGAUCUGCGGGUGGCUGUGCUUGGAAAUGUGGAUUCAGGCAAAUCAACCUUAUUAGGCGUCUUGACGCAAGGAGAACUGGAUAAUGGGCGAGGCCGAGCUCGACUCAAUCUUUUCCGGCACUUGCAUGAAAUCCAGUCAGGAAGAACAUCUAGCAUUAGCUUUGAAAUUCUUGGUUUCAACAGUAAGGGAGAGGUGGUGAACUAUAGUGAUUCACGGACAGCUGAAGAAAUCUGUGAGAGCUCUUCCAAAAUGAUUACCUUCAUUGAUUUAGCUGGCCAUCACAAAUAUUUAAAAACCACCAUUUUUGGGCUUACAAGCUAUUGUCCAGAUUUUGCAAUGCUGGUGGUGAGUGCCAAUACUGGAAUUGCUGGUACAACACGGGAGCAUCUCGGCUUGGCGAUGGCCCUUAAAGUGCCUUUCUUCAUUGUCAUUAGCAAAGUGGACUUGUGCUCAAAAGCCACUGUGGAGCGAACAGUGAAACAGCUGGAGCGGAUUCUGAAGCAACCUGGCUGCAACAAACUUCCAUUGCUCGUAACAUCUGAUGAUGAUGCAGUUACAGCAGCGCAGCAAUUUGCACAGUCCCCCAAUAUCACUCCCAUCUUCACCUUGUCCAGUGUUUCUGGAGAGAACCUGGAUCUCCUGAGAGUAUUUCUCAAUAUCCUUCCUCCUCUGACAAACAGCAAAGAACAGGAAGAGCUGAUGCAACAGCUCACUGAAUUCCAGGUGGAUGAAAUUUACACUGUGCCAGAGGUAGGCACAGUUGUUGGAGGAACAUUGUCAAGUGGGAUAUGCAAAGAGGGAGAGAAUUUGGUUGUUGGUCCAACAGAUGAUGGCAAGUUCCUUCAGCUGAAAGUAUGCAGUAUCCAACGAAAUCGUUCAGCGUGUCGCGUUCUUCGAGCUGGGCAGGCUGCCACCCUAGCUCUUGGGCUCUUUGAUCGCUCACUGCUGCGCAAAGGCAUGGUGAUGGUCAGCCCAGAGAUGAACCCAACUAUUUGUUCAGUAUUUGAAGCUGAAAUUGUUCUACUGUUCCAUGCCACAACUUUCCGGAAAGGAUUCCAAGUAACAGCACAUGUUGGAAAUGUACGACAAACAGCAGUUGUGGAAAAAAUCCAUGGGAAAGACAAAUUGCGAACAGGAGAAAAGGCAGUGGUUCGUUUCAGAUUCAUUAAACAUCCUGAAUAUUUGAAGAUAGGAGCCAAAUUAUUGUUUCGUGAAGGAGUUACCAAAGGUAUUGGACAUGUCACAUCCAUCCAGGCUAUCACCACUGGAGAAAAUGGCCUGCAACACAAUCUGUGUCCUGAUCCGGUCAGCUUCUGACUCACACCAGCAUUUCUCAGUGCUCCGAAUAAGGGAAAGAUUUCAUGCCAUUGUGCAGAGCCAUUGUUGGCCAAUCAAUUUACAUAGGCACAUCUUGUCUGCACUGCAGAAGCCAGAGUUACCUGUUGGACUGAGUGCCCUUCCUGGAGCAAGUUAAGCUUGUUGUUUGUGCAUCACCUGCUUACUUCCAUAUUCCUGCUUUUCCUGGAAUAGACAAGCAAACAGCUGCAUCUUUGACUAAGUUGGACAUCCUGCUUUUGUUGACCAUUGUGGGGGAAGUUAUUUCCAGAGAAGGGCAUAUCCAUAGUGAGUUGGACUGUAAUUUUGGGGUGCUGCUGCCUGGGAGCAACAAUGGUGGACUCGUUUGUGUUCAGAAGGGUAUUAGUGGUGUCCUAGUGCCUGGUUUUGCAGGCUUUCUAUGGCAGAUGAAUUAUUAUUAUUAGGAACUAGAGCUUAACGUUCUGUACUGCCUACAGUACGGCUCAAGAUGUUUCUAAUCAUUUUAAAUUAUUGUUGGUUUCACAUUAAGCCAGUAAUGAAGAGUCUUUCUUCUCCCUCCACCUUUGUGGGUAAAUCCCUACCAGCUUAAAAAAAGAGAGGGGGGAAUACAGGAGGAAGAAAUCCCUCUAAUGCAGGGGUAGGUAACAAUUUCAUGACUGGAGCCAUGAAGUGUUUUUUUUUUUUAACGGGCACUCCUAUAACUGCAGAAUCCAUAGUUGGUGAUGCAAUGACAUUGCCAGGGUAGAUGGGUUGAAAUGUUCUGCCUAAACUGGAGAGGAGGGUGGAAGCUUUUAUGUAAAUGGAUACAUAUAAUUUCUCUGAGGCCUUAUGCAGCUAUACUCAUCACAAAAUCUUUUAAAAAAAACAUGCCACUGAAAAUCAGUGGUUCUACCAAAUUUCACCAGCAUGAGCUAGGGAUGCAAUGGAAAGCUACUUGUGGGACACAGGCCGCCCAUCCUCUGCUCUAAAAUAGCCCUCAUCUGAUAGCACCACAGUUCUCCAGCUCAGUUCUUGAUACUGUCAGAUUUCCCUGCCACUUUGUUAGCCAUUUGUUCCUCAGCAAGUGCCCUACCUAAGCAACUUCUUAGAGCAGAUUGCCCCAGUAUAUCAUCAGACCAGUGGUGAAAUCCACUUACCUUCUCUACCAGUUCGGGAACAGGAGUGUGCAGGAGUCCGUGUGCGCACUUCUGUGCAUGCACAGAAUCUUCUGCACAUGCAUAGAUGGUAAAAAACGGGACAUAAUGAUAUCCCGAUGGGUGGGCGGAGCCUCCCACCGCCGGCCCUACCAGUUCAGCGAACUGGAUAGAACCGGGGUGGUAGUGUUUCACCGCUGCAUCAGACCCUAUGUUGCUUGUUUCUUGAAGUGAGUGGUGGCUGGCAAUUUUGAUUGCUGUAUCUUUCGAUAUUUUUAACUUUUCUGAGAUAUGGAUAUCCAGGUCCAACCUAUUUCUUGGGGCAAGUCUUUAUUUCCAAUGGUCGUACCAGUAAAGGCUGUUCUAGCUGUUACAAUAUAGGGAGUGCUCCUGCAAUUCUAAUUCUCUCAUUCAGCUUUGCCAUCUGCUAUCAUUUGUAUUACUAGUAUCUUUUGCAGAAAAUCACCUUUAUACCUAAGAUUAAAUCUAUGACUUAUUGAAAGUACAGCGGAAUUUCUGAAUUGGCCAUCAGAUAGAAUGGUCUCAGAUACUGAAAGAUACCUUCACUUUUUAUUAAGAUUUGUAAAGUUUGUGAUGUUAUUUUUAUUGUAUGUUUUAACCACUGUUGCAUCAAGGGCUCGAAUAAACGAGCUAACAUGGCCAGUAAAACAUAUGACUUUUUAUCCUUCCACUCGAUUCCCCAUUCUGCUGUUUCAUCUCUGUUGUACAGAGAUUAGAUUAUUCAGAGCAACUGUUCCUGGGAUAUAACAUGUUACUAUUAAGUCUGCGCAUAUAGAAAGAUUUUUAUUUAAUAUAGCCUUUUAAGAAAAGUCUUUACUCACCUCCCUGGAUAAAAGAAAAUAGUUCAAUAUCAUGGCUAUUUGUUGGCAGUUUUUCUUUUGAAGUUCCCCUUAAUUACAUACAAGCAUUUUGAAAAACUGGCUUUCUAGAUACCUUCUGAGAGAUUUUAUCCUGUGGUAGGAAUAUAUGCUUUCUCUGCAGUUUACAGUGAUGGUUAAGUUGACCCAUUGCAAAUGUAAACAUUCAAGGUGCUUUUUCUACCCUCAAGUCCAGGCGUUUCCUGGUCUCCUCCUUCCCUUGCCUUUUAUUACGUGUGUGUGUUCUCAAUGCCAAGCCUUUCAUAUUCACUGUUUGUGAUUUCUUAAAAGGAGAGGGAAGUUUUCAUCUUUCUGUAUAAUGCACAAAAUAAAGAUGCUUUAUUGAGAAAACAAA
Molecule: messenger RNA, 4283 nt
Organism: Pantherophis guttatus
Lineage: Eukaryota; Metazoa; Chordata; Lepidosauria; Squamata; Colubridae
Gene: GTPBP2
Product: GTP binding protein 2
Biological process (GO): translational elongation
Molecular function (GO): translation elongation factor activity; GTP binding; GTPase activity
Source: RefSeq, a predicted model, not a curated record